Hyaloscypha bicolor E is the source of this 535-nucleotide messenger RNA. RefSeq lists its product as uncharacterized. The transcript has a single exon. The coding region runs from base 151 to 444 and encodes 97 amino acids. Lineage: Eukaryota; Fungi; Ascomycota; Leotiomycetes; Helotiales; Hyaloscyphaceae. The record is from RefSeq and is a predicted model, not a curated record.
GAAAUGACCACCAUGCUUUAUUAUACUCGGUGUAUCGGUAGUAGGCCAGCAGAAACAGAGCUAUUGCUGAUAUGGGCAGCAAUACUCUGUAUUUAUUCGCCAUGAACGUGGGUUCUGUUAAAGGACAAAGGGGCAAGUUCGAAGUCGGACAUGAACAAUUUAGGUCCCAAAACAAGGUCAAAUGGGGAGAGCGAAAUAGAGCGAGUACAACCAGGUCAGAGUAACCGAUGCGCAGACUCCACACCCAUUUUGAAAGGUGUCGAGAUACAGGGGUAUCGAAACCAACAAUCCAGGCCUAGCGCCUGCCUGCAGGAGAGUGCCUCAUUUACGAGUUACACAGCAUUGUCUUCAGCGGGGCGUGCCAAAUGCGGCACUUCACACGAAACCUCCAGCGGCAGGGCCCGUCAAAGGAUGCAAAACGGACCGAAGCCCCGGAAUGGAUGAAUAUUGAACGAUCAAAUGUGAUAUGAACACAACCUGGAAUUUCUCGUAUCUGGAGCGCAGCCAAUUGGUCGAAUCUGGUGGUAAAGCUUCG